GACGGCGUUGCGUUGCGCAAAUUAUAAUUUUUGACUCUCACUCUUUGCGGCUGCCAUGUUUUUUUUCAUGUGGGGUGUGUGUGUAUAGAAAAUAUCAUGAUAAUUUCCCCAUAUAAACUACUAAGGCAUUAAAGGGGUGCACGAAGUGCGUCAUUCGGUAGAGCUAGUGAAAAUGAGCAAAUUUUACUAAGGCGACCGCCAAUACGAGAGUGAAGCAAAUCCCACUAGCAAAGAAAACGCCAAAGAAACAUUUAAGAAUGUAUUAGUAAGGUGGCAUCAUAAAGGAUCGAUAUUAGCACACGGCCCCCGGCAAUUGAAAAAUGGACACUCGAUUUUUGAGCAUGAUGAUUGUGUUUGAUAGCGAUAGAUAUUCCACCGGGCAGGAUGCGUAAGCAUAAGAGACGGAGCCAGGCUUCUGCCUGCUGGCCUGCCACGUCAAAAGAACUGCACCCAACUCCGCGCGCCUUCUGAUACCUGCUAACUUAAAACAGAGGAUAUGCAGUGCCCAAUUGUUCAGAAAAGGGACAGUAACCGCGGGAACGUUAAAAUGAAGACUAUUAACGAUUUUAAGAAUCCUUACAGAAAGGAGUCUAAUCUGGACAACAUUGUUGAUCAGCUCUGCACCAGACUUCAAGAUAUCAAAGAUCAAGAAGGUGCAUCUCUUGUAGGCAUGCCCACUUGUUCUCUAGAACAAACAGAGGCUGUGCGUCGAUACUACGCUGCAUUCCCGGCUCUGAAGAAAGGAGAAGAGUCGCCAUUGCAGUACUAUCUGCCGCCACCAGCCUGGUGUCGUAAAGCUACACCUGAAGCAAAAGUCAAAAUGCAAAGUGAACUGCUAAUGUCGAAGGAUUGGAAUUCCAAAAAUAAAAAGUAUUCGUCAGGCAAGGAGCGUAGGAACUCUUACCACAGUCAAAAAAAGAACAAUAGAAAGCGCUACAACAGUUACAGUCGGUCCUUCGAGAAAGAGCAUCUGCCUGAGUGGAUGACUCACGAAGAGGUGUGGGACAUGGAAUCUCAGGAUCCGGUCAAGGAGUUCAUCAGAGCUAUAGCUUUGGACGAGGGGUAUGGCACAUGCGAGAACACGAUGACUGAUGAGCUCAAAGAGAUAACUCAAGCAAAACUCAGAUUAAACGAGAACAUGGUGCCCAACUGGGAUGACAGCCUCGACCUCGACGCCGAGUGGGUCAUCACCGAUGACCUCAAGCCGCGCGUUCGCACCCCAAUGGAGGAAGAACUUUACGCCAAGUUCGAGGCGAAGUUCGAUCGGAGCAUCGAGGCCCUGUGGUCCAAGGACCAAAACACUCCCGACGAUGAGUACCAGGACCUACCGAUCGACUUCCAAGAUUUACUCUCCUCACCCUCCGAUCAUCUGUUUGCCGAUCCGUCCGCAGAAAAAUGCAGUCUCGUCUCAUUGAACGAAAGCAUCUGGUCAACUGCUGAAAUCGUGACUGCCGUCCGCGCAGACUCUCCCACGAGAAUCGCCGAGCGCCUCCGUCCGCUUACCAUCGAGGACAAUGCGGAGCCGCCCUGCCCGCGCGAGAUCGAGUCCUUCACGCUGUACGAGGGCCAGGAGCUCUUCGACGCCCUCUCCACGGUCGCGCAAACGAUGCGCUCCUUCACCGCCAUCAACCACAGCCGCGACCGCAGCGGCUUCGUGGAGGUGCCGCCGCGUCGCCGCCUCGCAGAGCCUUUGCCGCUCGUUCCCCUACCACUCCCGCCACCGCUCGUGGCCCCGGCGCUGCCCGCGCCCGCCGACGGCAGUAACGCGCUCAGCUCGGCGCGCACACACUUCCGCCCCAUCCGCCGGGAGACGGACACGGAGGCCACGCGUUACGCGGACGGCGACACGUUCGACAUCCGCGGGGACCUCGACCCGAUCGAGUUCCGGCGCAGCGAGUCCGGCGGCGUGUACCUCGAGGGCACGCUCGAGCGGUAUCUCGAGUACCGUGUCGCGAGGAGCAUCGAUUACGGCCGGCUCAACCUGACGGCGGCGCAGCGUUGCCCGGACCUCGACGACCCGGGUUUCCGGCUGCGCUUCCCGGUGCGGCAGACCGACGUGGGCUCGCAGACGGAGCGGCGCCCCGACGCGUGGGAGUGCGACGAGUGCGGCGGCUGCGCCAAGAAGAUGCGCCCCAGCGCCAUCCACAGCAUCUGGAGCGAGCACGCGUGCCGCUGCGAGGGCGUCGGCGCGGACGACGGCGCGGCGGAGCGCGGCGCGGCGCCCGCGCCCGAGGAGUCGCGCGAAUGGGAGGAGCUGCUGCAGGACAUCAGCGCAGCGCACCGCCUGUACGCGGCCGAGGCGGGCGCGGAGCCGGACGAGACGCCGAGCGCGGACCGCAAGCGACGCCACAGCGCCGCGCUGCGCUGCGCCGCGCCGUGCUCGCACCCGCACGCGCGCUUCCUGCACUGCUGCGCGGCCGCGCUCGACCGCCCGCUCACGCGCUGACGCGCCCGCCCGCCGCUCGCCGCCGAGACAUUCGAUGUAGACUCGUUUAAUACGAUACUAUCGUUUAAUUAGAUGCCCUAUUAAAACCUUUACUUGUUUAGUUUUUAACUUCACAAAGUCGAUAGUGCAUCGACUCAUAUUUUUUACCUAUAAGUGCCUUCUCCGCAAUGGCUCCCCGAUUAUUAGAAAUUUUUUGACAAAUUUCCCUUCCGGAAAUGCUCUACGGCAACCGCGACGAUCGAAUUUCUCGGUAGGCGUUUCUGUCGCUUACGUUUCAGUGAACCGUUUCCGGUGAUGUUUUAUUUCGUGUGCGACAUAUUAACGAUUAGCAGAUAUAUUUCUUGUGUUGGUGGCGAGUUAACGACUAGAGGCCACUUUAACGUAGUAUUUGCAGAAACUUCAUCUAGUAUUAGCAUCUCAUUCUACUCUCAUUACCGAGCGUAUGCGAUGCAUAGAGGAAAAUAUCGGCCUUCCGAACUGUUAAUAAUGAAACCACAACUUCGUUACGUGAAUAUUGUGUCAAGGUGGCCUCUAUCGAUUAUUUCCUUUACUGAACGAUUAUAUUCCGUUCACUGUAUAUAUCGUCUAUCGAAGCUAUUCUUGUUCGAAAUAAAUAUUUAAAGUAAUUAAGUGAUUCUCUUUUGUUACGAUCACACAUGUGUGCGAGUAAAAAAAAGAGGGUAUAUGCAGUAUAAAAUCGCAAACAAUUCAAUUACGUUUGUCGUUAAUUAACGACUGCCGGUUUCGAGUGUCAUUAAAAUUCGGAAAAGCAAUAAUAGUUAGAUUAAAACCCCUUGACAUUCGUAAUGGAAGUCGAGUUAGGUUAUAUAAAGUUUGUACUAACAUAUCUUGCGAUAGGUGUUGAGAGAUGGAAUAUAAUAAAACAAUAUUUUAGUUCAAUGUUUUCUUUUUAGCGAUUUUAUAUUGUUGUAGGCGUGUUCGAUGAAAUGCUGACGCUUUUAAAAUAUUAAUUUCAAUUAUACAUUAUAUAUGUUGACAAGGAAUUCUUUAAAUCAUGAUCUAAUUAUAAUUAUACAAAAAAAAAAAAAUUCGGCCAGUUUAUUUAUUGCAAACGUUUACACGUUUAAAAUAUACAUAUUGUGUAUAUGGUACUCAUGAAUUCUGAAUACCCAAGCAUUAGCAUUUCAUAUCGAGCACAUAGGACGAUUCUAAUAUAAUUCUUACAAUGAUAUCGUCCCAAGUUUAAAAGAUUUGUUAAUAUGAGAAACUAGUUAAAAAGGACAGGUAUUUUAUUUUUUGUUAGUACAUUUUCGUUUAUGUUUUCAGGCAAUCGAGAUUUCAUUCAAAAAUUUUUAUAUGGUAGAAAAAAAUUGUUUUCUGUUACGGAAUUUUUGAAGAUGGUUGGGGCGGGGACGCAUCCUGGACCGCCGGUGUUGAAAUGGCGCGCAGGUACCACCCGUAUUCAGAUAUUACUACGAGCUCGCACAGUGUACGUUAGUGACUUCACUUCAUCUAAAAUCUGAUUAGCGGAACCUACACUGUGCAUCGCAUGCGCUGUUUGACGUAGUCAUGUUUUUGAAUAUGGGUGUAAAACGCCCGUAAGUUGAAACCGUUAUAAACGAUUUUCACAUUUUUGUUGUAUACAAAUUCUAAAAUAAGUCGACAUAAAUCUAAAAGUAGUGCCAUCAUUUUCUAAACAAAGCAUCGUGAAAAGGAUGGCAUUUUGUACUUUUAAUGUCCAAUUUGUGGUUUGUAUAUGACCAAAUAAUAUGCUAGAACAGAACUAAAAUAACUCUGGCAUUGAAAUCUUAACUAGCACGCAAUACAUUCUGUGACAAAAAUUUUGACACAUAAUGGUUCUGUCAACGUAAUAUACACAGCUGAACUCGAAGUGGAUUUUGGUCGAGCUUUUAACUAACUAAGCAUUCUAAAUGACCUUUGUUCGCGUGACGCAGUACAGAAUAAACUCCACGUGAGUUCAACCGUUUAUGUAUAUUGUUAAUAUGAAUUUCACUCAGUUUGACUCUAAAAUAAGGUAACAUAACCAAAUGAGGAUCACUGAUUAUUGAGAUCAGAAUUUAGAAUGAAAAGAUCGGCUAGAAUGAAUGACUGCCGCACAGCAUCUGAUCCUAUCUGAAUAUAUCUUAUUAAAGAUCACUUAUCAUACACGUAUCUGGUGUAAGUGCCCUAAUUCUAUGACAUUCAAUUCGACAUCAGUUGACAAAUUGUGUGUCACAAAAUGUGUAUUGCGCGUCGUGAUGUCAAAGUCGGAGAAUCAGGUUUCAACUUACGCUCCGGCAAUUUCUGUACAUUUAUUUGUCCAACACUGUAUUGCCGGCAACAUUGCCGGCAUGCUGUCUAGGUGCUAUAUAUAUUAUAUUAGUAUUCGUUAUUAGAAGGCGGUGGACGGUUUGUUUUGAUGGUUUGUCCACGUCCAUUGUACGUCUAAGAUUUAUACGCGGCGAUUUUAUUGAUUUGCCGCAUAAUGUAAUGGUAAGUUGGCAGACGAGUGGUUUAGGACGAUGGUUUGAUCAGAAUGAUUGUAGAUGGCACACGCGUCUGCCCGAUAGAGAUAAAAGUGUAAAGUUUUUUCUAUGAUGUUGGACAAUUAACUCUGGGGGGCUUGUGUAGCCCUCAAAGAGUUUUAUAUUGACGAUGGUGGAUUGUGUUGUCUUGAUAGUAGUACCAGCUGCCACUGUUCAAUGUUUUACUUUUUUUUACACCUAUCUUCAUAAUGUAUUUUCAAAGUGUUACAAUGCUUAGACUUUACUUUAUUAUAUUCCGUAUAAAAAAACAGUGCCAUCUGUCGGACAAAAAAGUAAGACCACUAUACCAAAUAUGCAACAGCAAGUUGGAUUUGAUUUAUUUUCCAUAGAACCUGGUAUCUGUAUUUAUAUGUCAUUCAAAUUAAAACUUUAAUCUGUACUUUUUCUCCUAUUGUUAUACAUUCUUAAACCAUGGUUAUUGAAUUGCAAAUAUGUUUAUGUAUCUAUCGUACAUAAAAUUUGUUCGUGUAACUUAAUUGUUACUAAGUCCAUCAAGGAAAAUAUGGAACAGUGGCAGAUAUUAAAUUGUAAUAUAAUUUACAGCUCCAGAUAAUGGUAACAGUUCAUGUAGGCGUAACUGUUAUUGGAUAGUUUAUGUAAAGCAUAAGAAGUGUAUGUUAUAUUUUCAUUUUUGUGGGGAUCUAUGCGUCAUGUUUUGGUGCUUUGUUGUGUAGAGUACAAUUUUACAGCUUAUUUAGCGAUUUUAUUCGCUUGUAAAAUUGUCACUCUAUACGGGAUCCCGUAUAUAUUAUUAUCAUUUUAUUUAUUUCAUUAAAAUGCCUUCCGUAGUUACAUUCUUGUUUCAUAUAUAUCUUUCGGAGACUUUGCAACUUUUUGUCGUGUUUAUAUAUAAAAUAUUCUUUGUUCCUGUAGUGUGAUUUACUUCUGUUUGUAAUAACUGAAAAUAUAAAAAAAAAAGAAUAAAAAAAAAAUAUGUCAUUGCAAAAAUUGCAUCGGUAUGGGCUAUUAAUGUAUAUAUUGAAUAUAUUGUGAAAUUUUAUCUAUAAGCAAUUUCAGUUGUAUCUAUUAUUACUUUGUUAUUUCAUUUUAUUAUCAUCUCAGUAAUGUGAACAGUAAGACGUAGAUGUUCCAUCUUAUGAGUCGUAAAAAUCCUAGUAUCCCAUAAAUUUCGUUUUGCAUGUUUUCGUCAAGUCAGUUUAAAAUAUUUCGCAACAACAUUCUGUAUUUCUCAGUUGUAACUCAUUAGUAAAGUUGGUAUCUUUUUCACAUGAAAACUAAAAAUCAACCAAAAGAGUUAAUUUAUGUAAACAAACUUAGUUAUUUGCUUGUUAGAGAAAAGGACACAUUCUAAUGUUUUUAUGUUGUAGUAUGUUUUUCUCUCACGAAAAUAAUAUCGUCAAGGUUUGAUAGCAUUAAUUAUCUAUUUUCGAUCUUUGUUUAUUUAAGAGUUUCUCUUGUACUAUUUUGUGUCACGUAAUUUUAUGGUUUCAUCGCAGUCUUUCAUCUUCAGUCAUAGUUCAUAUUGUAUUGUACUUAUUCCAUUAACGAUAUUCGCUAAAGGUUACAUGGAGAAAAAAAAGUAGAAAAUCAGAAAAAAAAAAUUGAUACAAGUUCUCAUAUAAUAUUAUGUUUGAUUAGAGAUUAAUCUUAUGUAAUGUACUUGUGAUUUUGUAUUACGUCCACAACACCUUGGACUGUUGUUUUGAGACAACAUAAUUGUUGUUGAAUGCAACAGGGGUUCGCGGCGACCUUUAAACGGGGGCAUUAAAUCCAGGUUGUUGCGGAUCCAUAAACUUAACACGACCCAAUAAAGCCAUUGAGGCAAUCAUCCGAUACUAUUUCCUCAACACUAAAUGCCACAAUCGCUUUAUUGGGUGCUGUGUUAUCUUUGCCUCUCGGUUUCAUAUCGUCGCUUAGGUAACAACAUCGCGCAAGUCAUUAAUUACGACUUCAAUCAGGACACAAAAAGCACUCUUUAUAAUUUAUUCAAUAAUCAAACAAUAAAUCCAUCAAUAUUCGUAAGAAAAACCUUAAAAUUACACAAUACAGAUGGAUUUACCAUGCGAUGUUCGUAUAAAAUUAUAGAGCGAGUAUUAAUUUUUGCUAAUUUGACUUCAUAUGCUGUGUCGUUAACUAAGCCACUAUAUGUGAUAAAUGUGCUAUUGUUUAGAAUGAACACAAGUCAUUUUGUUUAUUUUAACGCUUAAUUUAGGCAGACAGGAUCAAGUAUAGUAAUUGGUACCCUAUUUUUAAAUACGUGGCAAAUAGGUGUCGUAAAAUGCGCGACGUUUCUUUUUGACCGUCCUCCCUGGUGCAGUCUAUUAUGCGGUCAACAGUCUCUUUAGUUCUGAAUCCUCCGUGUAAGUUCUUUUAAAACAAUAGUACAUUUACAGCACUUAGGUAUUAAAUAUUUGGUACCUAAUAUAGAGGAUUUGUGUAGUCCCCAAACUAACUUCACUCGCCACAGUAUAACUUGUUAGUGGCAGAUGAGCUUUUCGUCAUUAAUGUAAUUUUAAAAUUGUAAAGAUUCAACUUCAGCGAUAUAUAAAAUGUAUAAUUUAACAUUCUGUUUGGGAUGAGAGCAGUUAACUUUUUCUAUUCAUAAUUUUUGAGUCACAUCGCUAAUCAGCACACAUAAAUGUUAAAAUUAAAAAUAAUAAAAAAAAUCCAAAAAAAAAAAAAAAUAUGUAAAUACAUAUUUCAAAAUCUUAAUCUUGUGCUCUCUCCUUCAGAAACAAGUAGGUUUGUAACCGAUAGCUAUGUUGGUCUUGGUUACAUGCAGAUUUGUUGCAGUUCUUAUCAACCUUUUUGUUUUUCUUUUCUGUCAAAAUCUCACUAGAGGAAAAAUAAAAUUUUCUUGUAAGCCGGGGUAGUAGUACUCAAGGGAUUUCACAUUUUUUAAAUUAUUUGGUGCCAAAGUCGGGGCUGCAAUUCAGUUUAAUUAAGCCAUAACUUACUACGUAGCGAUAAACACUUGCGCAAUUGCAGUUUUUGUAAUAAUUUAUAUGGAAAAUAUUGUAAACAGCACGAUUUAAGCAAUGCGUAUACAACUAACUAUACAAUAUAAUGUACACAUUGGCACCGAUUAUUCUGUUCUAAAUAUUGUGUAGACGAUUUAGCCUAGGUGUUAAAUUCAUUAUUAAAUUGGAAUUUUUAGAUUUAACAGUUUACUCGAUUAAUUAGAAGUGGUUAUCCCUGAAAAUAGUUACCAUUUUCGUUACGUUAGGUUGUGCUUGCUACUCUGGUUCUUGCCACCUGUGGGAAGAAAAUAAAAAUAAACAAACCAAAA
Messenger RNA from Pararge aegeria (speckled wood butterfly), 8203 nucleotides. RefSeq lists its product as uncharacterized. The coding region runs from base 497 to 2446 and encodes 649 amino acids. The record is from RefSeq and is a predicted model, not a curated record. NCBI's taxonomy places the organism in Eukaryota, Metazoa, Arthropoda, Insecta, Lepidoptera, Nymphalidae. The transcript has 4 exons.